AAAAAAUCAGAUGAUAUUUUUAAAUUUUUUAUUUAUUGAAUCUCAGAUGAAUCAAUAUGUUACAUGUUUUUAAAUGACGUGGGUAUACCUCAAAUGUUAAAAGUUCAAUUGAUAAUAUUUACAAACUCAGGGGAGUAUUGAUGUAAUUCUCCCAUAAAUUUAUUGGUUUUGCGCCUCGUACUCAUUGUUCUAACCUAGUCCGGCAAACAUAUAAUCCAGGCUUCUACAUAUAAAAGGUUUUAAAAACCCUAAUCGACAUUUCGCUUCUCCCUCACACUGUCUCAUCUCCGGAGUGGCUAAAGCUGCGGCGCUCGUAAACAGUAACAAUGGCUGUUCCUCUACUUACCAAGAAGAUUGUGAAGAAGCGUGUCAAGAAGUUCAAGAGGCCCCAAAGUGACAGGAAGAUUUCAGUGAAGGAAAGCUGGCGUAGGCCGAAGGGUAUUGACUCCCGUGUUAGGAGAAAGUUCAAAGGAUGCAUGCUGAUGCCCAAUAUUGGUUAUGGUUCAGACAAGAAAACCCGACACUAUCUGCCCAACGGAUUUAAGAAGUUCGUUGUGCACAAUGUCCAAGACCUGGAACUCCUUAUGAUGCACAACAGGUUCGUUUAGUUCUUUUGACUUUUUCAGUUUUGCAUUUUGUCGUCUGGUUAAUAGCAAAAUUGUAUUGUGUUGAUACAAUGUCCAUGUCCUUGUGAUCUUUUUUUUCUUGAUGUGAUGAGUUUUAUUUACUUGAUGCUACCGCUAUUAAAUUUCAGGACAUACUGUGCUGAAAUAGCACACAAUGUAUCAACUAAGAAGCGCAAGGACAUUGUUGAGCGUGCUGCACAAUUGGACGUUGUUGUAACCAACAAGUUGGCCAGGUUGCGUAGCCAGGAAGAUGAGUAAGGCACUUGAUAGGUCUAUGUUGAGGUGUGGUAGGAUAUUUGCUUUUGCUAUUCAGAAGCUUGAGUGGAAAACUUCUGUGGGAAUUUUGUUUGGUCUAUUUUUCUGCUUAGGUGAACACUAUUGUACGAAACCACUUAAAACUUUUCAUCAUCAUUGCGUAUCUUUCGAGAACCUUGCUUUCAAUAUUUAGCUUAUUUUUCUAUGCAUAAUUUUCUCUUCCCCUUGAUUUUUUUUCGACUUUCUCAUCCAUGCUACGACUGGGGUGAUGGGAAGUGGUGAAAGCUGCUUCUCGGAUUCUCUUGCUUGGCAAAGUUCUGGUGUAACUUAUUAGUUUGCCAAUAAAAUUAUUACAAGCGAAACAAUCAGUUUCAAUAAAAUAACAUCUGUUCCAUCAGUGUCACUUUCGAUUGCUUUUUGUGUUCCGAAAGGGAACUGGUGUUUUGUUAGUUUGAAUUUCACUGAACAUAUAACUUCCUGGUGCGUGAAGUCCUCCAUAUACUAGAAGGUUUAACUGGCGACUCAAAUUCACUGAGGUCCCUGUCUCCAAAGACUUCAACUGUCUGGUUUCGAUUUAUGCGGCUUUCUAAAUGUUAGGAGCUUUGAAUCCUGGUAUGGGUAUAGAAAUAUUGUAUCUGUGCUGUUCCUUAAGUACGCUAGUGCGGGUUUCAAAGCGAUACUACUAGAAAAAAUAAAAA
Oldenlandia corymbosa var. corymbosa is the source of this 1579-nucleotide messenger RNA. The record is from the annotation of a GenBank genome assembly. NCBI's taxonomy places the organism in Eukaryota, Viridiplantae, Streptophyta, Magnoliopsida, Gentianales, Rubiaceae.